GAGAAGAAAGAAGGGAGAAGGGAGAAGGGAGAAGAAUGAGAGAAAUUGUGAUUAACGAUGACUGGGCAAACCUGGUAUCUGUCUGUUCCUCGGCAGUCCACGUUUGGGUUGAAAGGGAGACACAACAGCGUAUUCUCGGAUCCACGGUGAAGGAAGAUGAAGCGGACGGCAAUCGUAGCAGCAUGUACCUUGAGCCAAUUUGCCAUGGAUUUCCAAGGCAAUUUGGACCGUAUUGUCGAGUCGAUUGAACGAGCCAAGGCAGCGGGAGCGAGGUAUAGGUGCGGCCCCGAGAUGGAUAUAACGGGCUACAGCUGCGGUGACCACUACCACGAGAGCGACACGCACCUGCAUGCCUGGCAGGUGUUGGCGCAGCUGCUCCAACACCCCGCCUGCGCAGAUAUUAUAGUUGAUGUUGGCUUGCCUGUCGUGCACAAAGAUGUCGUCUAUAAUUGCAAGCUUAUUUUUCUCAAUAGGUGA
Penaeus monodon (black tiger shrimp) is the source of this 477-nucleotide messenger RNA. RefSeq names its product glutamine-dependent NAD(+) synthetase-like. The coding region runs from base 157 to 477 and encodes 106 amino acids. The record is from RefSeq and is a predicted model, not a curated record. Gene Ontology annotation, cellular component: cytoplasm. The transcript has 3 exons. NCBI's taxonomy places the organism in Eukaryota, Metazoa, Arthropoda, Malacostraca, Decapoda, Penaeidae. Gene Ontology annotation, biological process: NAD+ biosynthetic process. Gene Ontology annotation, molecular function: glutaminase activity; NAD+ synthase (glutamine-hydrolyzing) activity.